This is a messenger RNA of Didymosphaeria variabile, 2805 nucleotides long. RefSeq names its product U4/U6 x U5 tri-snRNP complex subunit Prp1 (gene prp1). Gene Ontology annotation, cellular component: U4/U6 x U5 tri-snRNP complex; catalytic step 2 spliceosome. The transcript has 2 exons. The record is from RefSeq and is a predicted model, not a curated record. Gene Ontology annotation, biological process: spliceosomal tri-snRNP complex assembly; mRNA splicing, via spliceosome. Gene Ontology annotation, molecular function: protein binding. Lineage: Eukaryota; Fungi; Ascomycota; Dothideomycetes; Pleosporales; Didymosphaeriaceae. Bases 1 to 2805 code for a protein of 934 amino acids.
AUGAGCGGCCGACGGGAUUUCCUGUCGAUGCCCGCGCCCGAGAACUAUGUCGCUGGUCUUGGGCGUGGCGCAACGGGCUUCACGACGCGCAGUGAUCUUGGUCCCGCGCGCGAGGGGCCUUCUGAGGAACAAAUGAAGGAAAUGCUCGCGAAGCGCGCAGCUUCAUUAGGCCAGGCAGCUCCAUCAGCCUAUGGCGUCGUUGAGAAGAAGCCCGAGGAGGAUGAAGACGAAGAGCGCUUUCAGGAUCCCGAUAACGAGGUUGGGCUUUUUUCUAGUGGCAUGAAUUACGACAAGGACGACGAUGAAGCAGACCGCAUAUAUCAAGACGUAGACGAGAAAAUGGACAAGCGGCGGCGCGUAAGAAGGGAAGCCCGCGAAAAGAAAGAACGCGACGAUUACGAGAAGAAUAAUCCGAAGAUUCAACUACAGUUCGCCGACCUGAAACGAGCGCUCGGAAACGUAUCAGAGGAAGAAUGGGCGGCGCUGCCCGAAGUAGGAGAUAUGACAGGCAAAGCAAAGCGUGCGCGAGAGGCGCGCAUGGCGAAUGCGCGGUCAUAUGCAGUACCCGACAGCGUCAUCCAGGCUGCGCAUUCUGGAGGCGAGCUCCAAACAUCCAUAUCGACAGAUGAUGGUGGAGGCACAAUUACCAACUUUGCAUCCAUCGGUGCUGCACAGAAGUCCGCCCUUCAGGUGCGACUCGACUCGGCAGCACAUUCAGGCUCAAAUGGAGCAGGUACACAAACUGCGACGAUGUCUGGAACGGCGACAUCGGUGGAUCCGCGCGGCUACAUAACUGCCUUGGACAAGAAGCAGGCUAUGGGAGAAGACGUGCCAGUGGAAGACAUUAAUCGUGCGCGUGUCCUUUUGGAGUCUGCCGUUAAGACGAACGUACACAAUGGGCCUGGUUAUGUCGCCCUCGCUCGUUUGGAAGAGGUCGCCGGCAAGAUUCACACGGCCAAGAAGAUCAUACAGAAGGGAUGCGACAUGUGUCCAAAGUCUAUUGUCGUGUGGGAAGAAGCCAUUCGCCUGAACAAGGAGAAUGUACACAAUGCGAAAAUCAUAGCGGCUUCGGGCAUUAAGCAAAAUCCCAAAGCCAUCAAGUUGUGGAUCGCUGCAAUCGACCUUGAACAGACGCCGGCUGCACGUAAAAAAGUCACUAGGCAAGCUUUGGAUCACAAUCCACAAUCCGUAGAAUUGUGGAAGAUCCUUAUCAACGACACUGAAGACAUCGAGAGCGUCAAGCUCCUCUUUGCUAAGGCUACGGAUACUGUCAAGCUGUCGGAAGAGCUAUGGGUGUCUUACGCACGUGUGAGCGGACCAGAAGAGGCUCAACAGAUCUUGAAUGCAGCUCGUAAGGCUAUACCUACGAGUUGGGCUAUCUGGGUGCAUGCAUGUCGUCUACAGGAAGAGCUUGGCAAGGUUAAUCUAUGCGACAAGAUCAUGGAGCGGGCAGUCAAAGCCCUCAUCAAGGAGAACGCUAUGCCGAGUAGGGAAGACUGGAUAACGCAAGCCGAGAUAUGCGAAGAAGAGUGCGACAUAGUAACGGCUGGUGCUAUCAUCAAGGCUACCAUUGGGUGGAAACUCGAUGAAGAUGAUGACAGGAGGGACGUCUGGCUGGAGGAUGCGAAGACUACACAAGCUCGAGGACGAUACGAAACUGCAAGGGCCAUCCUCGCCAAUGCUGUGUCCAAGUUUCCAACUAGCACCACUGUCUGGCAUGCAUCUGCUGACUUGGAAAAGCAUCACGGCUCUACAGAAGCUUUGCUACAGAUUCUUGAGCGUGCAGUCAAUGCAUGCCCGAGCUCGGAAUCAUUGUGGCUGCUGUAUGCACGAGAGAUGUAUGCAUCUGGCGAUGGUGAGGGUGCUAGGAAAGUGCUCGGACGGAGUUUCGAACAACUUCCUGGCAACGAAAACCUAUAUACCCGUGCCGUUGAUUUCGAAGUCGACGACGAGAACUAUGAGCAGGCCCGCAUCUUCCUCCAGAUUGCGCGACAGACGGCUGCUACAGACCGCAUCUUUAUGAAAGCUGCAGUCUUAGAGCGCCAGCUCGGUGCAUACGAGGAUGCUCUAGAUAUCUGCAAUCAAGGCUUACAAACGUGGCCCGGGUCAUGGAAACUUCACGCCAUCAAAGGCCAGAUUUAUGAAUCCCUUUCCAAGCUAAAGGAGGCUCAAGAAGCAUACUCAAUUGGCACCCGCGCCGCACCCAAGUCGCCAACACUCUAUAUUCUUCUUUCCCGCAUACAAGAAAAGCAAGGUGCCACCGUAAAAGCACGUUCCACCCUUGACCGCGGUCGCCAGCAGAAUCCUAAGACCGACACUCUUCUCGUCGAAGCCGUACGCCUUGAGCGCCGCCAAAACAACAUACCCGCUGCCCAGAAGAUUAUGGCCGCUGCCCUUCAGGAGUGCCCAGCAUCUGGCCUGCUGUGGGCUGAGAAAAUCAUGCACCUGGAAUCACGCACACAGCGCAAGCCGCGAGCCCUUGAGGCUAUCAAGAAGGUAGAGAAGGACCCCCAACUUUUCAUCGUAGUAGCUCGUAUCUUCUGGGCUGAACGCCGUCUGGAUAAGGCCGCGACGUGGUUCACGAAGGCGGUGGUGCUGGAUCCGGACUUUGGCGAUGGUUGGGUAUGGUACUACAAGUUCUUAGAGCAGCAUGGAACCGAGGAGAAGAAGGCAGAGGUUAUCGAGCGUUGCAUUGGGAGUGAGCCCCGGCAUGGCGAGAUAUGGCAGAGUGUUCGGAAAGAUCCGAAAAACUUCAAGCAAAGAGUGGGGGAGGUGCUGAAGAUUGCCGCGGCGAAGGCUGAGUAG